AUGUUACUGUAUCCUGGUCUUCGCAGGUACUGGUCAAGCCCGCGUUGCUUCUCAAUCUCUGAGCAGAUUAAUUCGGCGCAUUAUCACCAGGUUUACAGGCGGUUCACUCGCCGGAAGUCCUUCAAUCUUUCGGGCAAUGCGGAACUAGUCAAAAAAAAGCGGUCCAAUGUCAUUAAUCCCUGGAUCUUUUAUCCUGCAUCAUUCUUGGUGGCCACAGGUGUAGGGAUGUUAGCGUAUCAACAAUCUCAGUCUUUCAGGCAUACAGUUUUGGCUGUGGUUCGGUGUUCCAGGGUUGCUCGCGCCGCCUUACUUGGAAUUAUUGACUACAAGAAGACUUUCUCAAAGUCCUAUACCUCUGAACAUGAUUACCAGUUAGCCUACUCGCAGUGUCAUACCCGGAGUGCUCAGAGAGUCCUGAAUGCACUGUUGGCUAAUGGAGGUAUCUAUAUCAAAAUGGGCCAACACCUUUCAUCUGUGGCCGUGCUCCCUAAAGAAUGGACCUCAACAAUGCGACCUCUACAGGAUCAGUGCCACCCAACUCCUUACGAAGAAGUGGAAGCACUAUUCCUAAAUGAUAUGGGGAAAUCCAUCACCGAUCUGUUCGACGACUUCGACCCUACUCCGAUCGGAGUUGCGAGCCUGGCUCAAGUGCACGUUGGACAUCAUAGGGAUUCGGGAAAGUUGGUGGCCGUCAAGCUUCAACACCCUCAUCUCGCGGAGUUUUGCGAUGUAGAUAUGGAAAUGGUAGAAGUUGUAUUCGGUUGGGUUAAAACAUUCUUCCCGGAUUUCGAAUUGACAUGGCUCGGAGAAGAAAUGCGCACAAAUUUGCCCAAAGAGUUGGACUUCGUCAACGAGGCAGCCAACGCGGCCAGAACGGUUGACAACUUCAAUGAUGUCCGGACGUCUCUUUACAUACCUGCAGUCAUCACUGCGAAGAGGAGGGUGUUGAUCAUGGAGUUUAUACAAGGGGGACGCGUAGAUGAUUUGGAAUAUCUCGCGAAGGCCAAUAUUGAUCGCAAUAAGGUUGCUCUAGAACUAUCGCGGAUAUUCAAUCAAAUGGUUUUCAUAGAUGGCUGGUUCCAUGCGGUAACUUGCUCAUACGACCCGCACCAACAUCCUCAAAAUCACCGUACAAUUUUGAGAUUGUACUUCUCGACCAUGGCUUGUACUUUGAUAUCGACACGGAACUUCGGUUGA
Marasmius oreades (fairy-ring Marasmius) is the source of this 1197-nucleotide messenger RNA. RefSeq lists its product as uncharacterized. NCBI's taxonomy places the organism in Eukaryota, Fungi, Basidiomycota, Agaricomycetes, Agaricales, Marasmiaceae. The record is from RefSeq and is a predicted model, not a curated record. The transcript is spliced from 9 exons. Gene Ontology annotation, cellular component: mitochondrial inner membrane. Gene Ontology annotation, biological process: lipid homeostasis; mitochondrion organization. Bases 1 to 1197 code for a protein of 398 amino acids.